ACCGCAUUGGGAAGACGCAUAUCCCUUGAUAGGCAGCACCCCCUUUCAGGCAGCACUGCACACAACAACAGACACGAUAAACAGACAGACUAGCCAGAAAUUGAAUGAAACCCACCGUUGAUAAGAAAUGAUGCAUCACAAUGUUUAAGCGAGAUCACAUGAAGGCCACUUUACAUGUCGGUUCAGACAUAAAAAGCCUGUUUUCUUCAGAUACAAAACAGCACCGCUGGACAACCCUCGAUACUCAAUUUGAACCAAACCCUUAAUGAUUAUCCUCGACACCGUCUAUCCCAGGCAAGAUGUUGACCAACUUCCCCCACGAAAUCCUUUUGAUCAUAACCGGCCACCUGGAUCGGACCGAUAUCAUAAACCUUGCCAAGUGCAAUCGCCAACUCGACCUAAACAUCCGUCCUGCGAUUUUCAGAGAAAUUGAGAUCAAAGAUAAAUGCUUCUGGACCCUCAGCCAUCUCGUCCACCUGAUGUUGCGCAAACCAGCAUACGCACAAGCAGUGUGCGAUCUCCGCAUAACUCCUACGCGUGCGCCAUGCAGAUGCGGAAAGUGCAAUGACAUUGUUCUUGAUCGAGAGUUGAUAGAGCCAAUACUGAAAGCUAGCGUCGAUGAAACCGAAAAAGAAACGGUCUGGUACGAGGACUUGACCAAAGGAACAAACGCAGACGCAUGGGUUGCUCUCCUUCUGCCCCACCUGACGAAUCUCCAAGCCUUCCAUCUACCGCUUGAGUACUCGCCCUGGAUUGACCAAGUACUCCUACACGCAGAAAAUUGCAAGGAACUGUUCCCUGAAGAGCCGCCUCUCCUGCCACGCUUGACCAAGAUUUAUGCUAUCUGCAGUGAACCGACCAGGCGUCGAGGAGGAGGCGCUGUGCCGUUCCUCAGACUGCCAUCUUUGCGGUCAUUUCGUGCCAUAUGCAGCGUGUUGGAGACGAGGAAGACGCGAGAUUUAGAGAAGAUGCCGCAGGGCUUUUCCAACGUUACCGAUAUCUUUAUAAUUGCGAUGGCGUCGGAGCGUAGCUUGCAUUGGCUUAUCAAUUCCUGCAAACGACUCGAGUACUUUUUGUAUAUCCAGACAACGGGACGUGUGGCUGCAGCGAACAGCCCGAGCCGGGUUUGCAAGAGUCUCUAUCGCCAUCGGGAGACUCUGCAAUUGUUGGCCUACCGUGGGUAUGACGUGGAUAUCCCCAGGGUGGGCCAAAAAGAAGCCUCCAAGUCGGAUGUUGAAGACAGCAGCGACGACGAAAACAGCGACACCGACCUCAGGGACGAAUUCCUCGGUUCCUUGGCCGACUUUUCCUCUCUGAGAGGCAUUCACGUUCGUGCGAGCAACAUCGUCGAUCCCAUUGCUGACCCUGAUCCUACCCACGACAUGCGCCGUCUGAGUGAAUACCUUCCCUCCUCUCUCGACAUUAUCAAUCUAUACGACUUCACGUCCUGUGAUACUUUCCGUCUCACCACCCAACUUGAAUACCUCGUCUCCAUCGCCAGGCAGCACUUCCCAUGCCUUGUCAAAAUCGUCCUCGGUGUGGAUUUCCCCGCCUUUUCCUGCAAUAGCCACGAGUCAAAGCCUCCAUCCAAUGGUUUAUCCCCGGCUGAGCAGCAGCUGAGCUCACUGGCAGGUCAUGAACUGUACACAAGUUUGAAGAAGCUGUGCACGCUUUGUAACGAGGCGGGUGUUAAAUUUCGGAUUUCUCAUCGAAAGGGAAAUCGUCAAACUUUGACGGAUAUAAUUUGCGGAUAGUGUAUACAGUAGUGUAUUACUUCAUCAUCUAUCAUAUAAGAAUAAAGAACGUCUUAACCCAACUAGAUCUAGUUAUGCGGUGAUCUGCAGAGGAUAAAGAGUAUGAUGAUAAACAUCACGUGACAUAAGCCUGACGUCUGUCCAUCUCGAAUAUCAAAACAAAGAGA
Aspergillus wentii DTO 134E9 is the source of this 1921-nucleotide messenger RNA. RefSeq lists its product as uncharacterized. Gene Ontology annotation, molecular function: protein binding. NCBI's taxonomy places the organism in Eukaryota, Fungi, Ascomycota, Eurotiomycetes, Eurotiales, Aspergillaceae. The record is from RefSeq and is a predicted model, not a curated record. Bases 300 to 1754 code for a protein of 484 amino acids. The transcript has a single exon.